Molecule: messenger RNA, 426 nt
Organism: Arachis ipaensis
Lineage: Eukaryota; Viridiplantae; Streptophyta; Magnoliopsida; Fabales; Fabaceae
Source: RefSeq, a predicted model, not a curated record
AUGACCUAUGAUGAUCUGAGAGGAAGCUUACUUGUUUUUGAAAACACUUAUUUGAAAAAGGAUACAAAGAAGAAAGGGGUUGCUCUCAAAUCAGUCACUGAAUCUUUGGAUGAAGAAUCCAGUGAUGAUUUAUCUAACGAUGAUUUUGUUUUGUUUGGUAAGAAAAUCAGGAGAAUGAUGAAGCAAAAGGAACGAAACAAAGGAGGCAGUUCAAGGAAACCAAAAAGGGAUUUAAGCAAGGUCAUUUGCCACAACUGCAGAGAAGUUGGGCACUACAAGUUUGAUUGUCCAAAAUUGAAGAAAGAGGACAAGCCGAAAAGUGAAAAGAAGAAGGGACUCAUGGCGUCUUGGGAAGACUUGGAGAAUGACUCUGAGGAGGAGGAAGAAUCAGACAGAAAAUCUCAAACAUGUCUCAUGGCCGAUUAA